AUGGUCUCAAUCGCGGUGGAACGCUUGCAAGUUCUGCAGCGUGAGGGAUCGGCCGACGCUGCCCAGUGCCGGUCGCUGCUACAGGAGUGCUUGUACCUGGACGAAGGACCGGACCUUCCUGAGCGCCAGUGGGAAGUCCAACGGCAGCUUUUCGCAGCGCUUUUUCGGGAUCCGCUCCUGCGUUUCGCUCCACUGCCCAAGGUCCGGAAGUGCGUGUCGCGAGCGAUUCUCGAGGCCCUGGAAGCAGGUCCUGUGGAAGAGGUGGAUGACGAGCUGUACGAGGCUUGUGCGGCCCAGGUGGCCCAAGAAGAUGCGCCGAGCUCUUGGGGCUACAAGCUAAUCGACGUCCUCGGACAGGGUCACCUCGCUCUCCGCGUUGCUACGCAGAUCGGUGGAGGUCUGGAAACGGGUUGCGUUCCCUGGACAGGUGGCUGCGUGUUCCUGGGUCUUGCGCUGACCGGCUGCCUCUCCGCCGACCUGAAUGGUCCGCUUCUUGAGCUAGGUGCUGGCACUGGCAUCUUGGGUUUGGGCUUGGCCCUCACAGGCAGCAUGGUCACCCUGACGGACGCUCAGCCCGCAGUGCUGGAGAACCUCAGGCACAAUCUGGAAGCAACCAGGGCAUGCGCGGCAAAGGCUUCUGGAGACUUCCGCGCAGAUGUGCAGAUGCUGGAUUGGUCAAGACCUGACCUAUCAGCUCUGGGCGCGGCCAAGGUUGUAAUCGGCAGCGACUUGGCCUACGACGAGGAUGCUUUACCGGCCCUGGCUGCGUUGCUGAAGGCUCUGCUGGAGCCGCAAGGAUCGGCGACGCAUGCCUUGCUGGCGUGUAUGCAGCGCAAGGAGACAACCAUCGCAGCGCUGGAAGCUGCCCUGGCUUCUCACGGUCUGUCCUGGUGUACCCCGGAGUUGCCAGAGGCUGCCUGGCUCUCUGCCAAGGACUGGGCUCGGCAUGGCUGCGACGCUGCGAGCUGUGGGGCAGAGCGCGUCUGCCUCCUGAAGAUCCAGGCUGAGGGUAAUUCGAACGGGGAGGCACUUGGUGUGCCUUCUUCCGUCUCGCAAAGCUUGACUGACCCCCUGUCGCCGGUGGUGCCCGUGGAAGGUUCCGUGGAGCCGUCUGCGAGCUGCCGCAUGCCUGCCGACAUCUUGAAGGACAGUGGCCUGGUCCAGUUCAGAGGCACGGAAGCCAAAGAUAAAGGAGACGAGGCUGCUGUGAAGCGGUUCGGGAAGCUCAGUCAGGCUUGUCGCCAAUUCAUCGACUUCGUCCGUGUGAAGGAGGGCUUCCUUUCCAAAACGCAGGUCUUCAAUGGGCACAAGGAGCUCAACCAGGCACAGUUGCUGGAGCAUUGGUUGGCAGAAGCCAGUCAGAUGCUGGACACCAACUCUCAGAGAAGCAGCCGAUUUGCUGCUUGGGCGAGUUUCAGUCAGAAGUGCACUGAGAUCGCAUGCCCAAGUGCUGGGCAGGGAAGCGGCUUUGCCCCCAUGACACAGUUUCGGCCACCCCACCUUCCAGAUGAGUGCGGGAGCACAACCUCGCACCUCCGGUCUUGGGAGUCGUCACAGCUGUCUACCGUGGCGGUGCCACCUGCCGGGUACGUCGUCCUCGACACAGCUGCCGUGCUUUCCGUGCGCCUUUCCAAGAGAGCGCUGGAUGCUUUUCUGCAGCUGCGAAAGGGCGUCGUUCCGAACUUGUUGCCCACCAAGGACGCCGAGCCAUCGAUCAGGCUCGUCUUCACAGCAGAAAGUUUUUCUGGACAGGCACACCACCGAAACAUCGGGAAGGCCUUGCAGGACACACGAGCACGUGUGGGGGGCGCCCCGCUUCUCGACCGUGAGGGCCGGUUGAGAAUCCCAGCACGCCCAGACUGGCGGGCGUUCCUGGAAAGGGUUGAUGAGAGCAACCUGGUUCUGGAUCGGGGCUUUCUAUUUCGGCUCGGCCUGCUUGCAGCGGUCUUACUACCCAAUCCUCGACAAGGAUGGCAAAGAGCCCCACGACAUCUGGGAUCUUCUGGGCAUUACGAUGCUCCUCUUCAGCGUCAAUCUCUUCGCUGUGGGGCGGAAGUACUACAUCGAGAAGGGCCAGCGGACGAAAUUCAUCUACGAUGGCCGUCAGCGGGAGGCCACCCAGCGGAUCUUCCGCAUCUUGGAAGUCAUGGUUCCUGUCCAUGUCAUUGUGCCGAUGCUUCGGGGCUCGGUCAUUGCAGAGAAGGUCGAUCGGGCGUCGAUCCUCUUCGUGAUGUUUGUGGAUUUCGACCAGACAGCACGAAAGUGCUGCCGUCGGUGCUUGGUGAUAAAGCUUUGGCCGUCGCGGGGCCGGAAGCGCUACUGGCCUAUUUGAACCAUUAUUUCACGAAGUUCGACGACAUUUGCUCUGCCCAUGAGGUCACCAAGAUUGAGACCGUGGGCGAAGAGUACGUUUCAGCAGUGGGCGUGAUACCACGAGACAUAGAGGCAGACAAGGCGAUGGGGCACGCGGUGAUCCUGGGACGCUUGAUCAAGGCGGCCAAGGAGAUUCUGAUGGUCCAGCGAGACACACAAGGAUCGGAUGAGGAGGUGAAGCUGAAGAUGGGCAUUCACACAGGGCCGGUUGUCGCUGGUGUCAUUGGCCAGAAGCUGCCCAGGUUCCGACUCUUUGGCGACACCAUCAACACGGCUGCCCGUCUCAUGCAGAAGGGCCUGCCAGGCGAGCUGCAGUUUGGGGAGGCCACGAAAUCGUGCUUGCCCAGGGGUGUUGCCUAUCGUUGGCGCGACAACAUUGAGAUGAAGGGAAAGGGGAAGGCCUGGGCCUAA
This is a messenger RNA of Symbiodinium sp. CCMP2592, 2784 nucleotides long. The record is from the annotation of a GenBank genome assembly. Lineage: Eukaryota; Dinophyceae; Suessiales; Symbiodiniaceae.